AUCUCCCGCCUGCACAGCCUCAGUUUACCGCCUAGCCGAUUUUCCGCAGGUGGUUGUCCAUCAGCCGCGAGGGAUGGGUGCGGGAUCCGGCGCGACCCUAGCUCUUGAGGGUGGCACCGAAAGUCCCUGGAGUCCUAAUGAGGGGGCCGCAGGGAGGUUGCUGCCUGCCAAGGAGCCCAGGUCCUGGAAGUGCGCGGGCUGGGUACCUGGGCCGGGGAGGCAGACCGCUGCAAGACAGGUUCUAGCCAGUCCCUGGACCAGCCGCGGCCGGAGUCCGCGUGGUUCUGAGCCCUCUGGUGCUGAGGGCCUUUGUACCCUCCCAAAGGGCGGUGCCAGAUCAAGGCUCCGCCCCCGGGCGCGUGCUGCCUGAUAAGGGGAAGGCCCUUUAAGAAGACUUAGUGCUCUCGAAGGACAGGGAGAGGGGGCCCUGAGGUCUCCGCGAGCCAGAGGUGCACAGAACCUCUGAGGAUCUUCCUUGCACCUUCUCUGCUCCCUCCAACGUGGAUACCCAGGUUAGAGGCUCUUCCCAGGUGAGUUCCUACCUCUCUGGUGGGAUCCUCUCCCCUGGUUAUAGCUGCUCACAGCUGACCGGUGAAAACUUUCCCCAAAUGUUAGUUCUCUCGCCAGAUUUACCCCCCACCCCCGAAAUUCACAGAGGAGAGCUACAUUCCUUAUGGAGGCUCCCCAGCUCAGUUUCUUCUGAGAGAACUCCCCAAGAUGAGAGAGAACCUUUCCCUUCCCCCAGCCCCUAUUCUUUGGUAAAGUUUCUCCCAGAGGUGCCACUCGGUAGGUGAGGGAUUCACCCCCAGGUCAGAACUUGCCUGGCUGGUGAUGGCUGUCUGGGCAGGCUUCCCUCUAGGUUGGAUUGGCUUCUGAAAACUCCUAUUUCCAGGCGAAUCUUUCCUAUUUCAAGGGGGUGUCUCUGGAGGUGAGAGCUUAGACCCUGAAACUUGAGGUGUCUAGGUGGGUUCUGUCCCAAAGCCUGGGGGCAGUAUUGCUUACAGAUCUUACAUGCUCCCUGCCCGUGGUGCAAGGUCUGUGGUACAGCUGGAAGAGGAACUGGACAGGAAUUGGUUCAGGGAAGGCAAGGGGCUGAGAAGUGGGGGCUAGGAGAAAUUGCCAGUCUGAAUCUGGACCCGGACCUGGACGUGGACUUGAAGUGGUACUCAGGGCCUGGCAGCCACACCUGAGCUGGAUGUGUAGGUCAUGCUCAUCCCACUCUCCCUCCUGGAGAGACUUUGGCCCAGAAAGCGGCUUCCAGCAGCCAAAGUUCAGGUACUGCCCCUGUCUGGGUGUGAACACGGGGCCCUCAGAGACCAGCACGGUUGGCUCUAUCCUUGAUCUUUGAGCCUGGAAAACUCAGACCACGGGACACAGCAGACACAGGCACUGCUGUCUGCAACACAAGAGAUGGAGCUGCAGAGGCGAGACUACCAUGUGGAGAGGCCUCUGCUGAACCAGGAGCAGCUAGAGGAGCUGGGACACUGGGGCCCGGUGCCCAAGACCUACCAGUGGCGAGCUUGGUUUCGGUGCUCCCGUGCUCGGGCCCAUGCACUUCUGCUCCAUUACAUUCCGGUCUUGGGCUGGUUACCCCGCUAUCCUGUGCGAGACUGGCUCCUGGGUGACCUGUUGUCUGGCCUGAGUGUGGCCAUCAUGCAGCUUCCACAGGGCUUAGCCUAUGCCCUCCUGGCGGGAUUGCCUCCUAUGUUUGGCCUGUACAGUUCUUUUUACCCCGUCUUCGUCUAUUUCAUAUUUGGUACCUCUCGACACAUCUCUGUGGGGACCUUUGCUGUCAUGUCUGUGAUGGUGGGCGGCGUGACAGAAUCCUUGACUGCAGAUGAGGCCUUCGUGCAAGGCUUGAAUGCCACAGUUGAUGAUGCCCGAGUGCAGGUGGCCUACACGCUCAGUUUUCUGGUUGGCCUCUUCCAGGUGGGGCUGGGCCUGGUGCACUUCGGCUUUGUGGUCACCUACCUGUCGGAGCCUCUGGUCCGCAGCUACACCACAGCCGCCUCUGUGCAAGUCCUCGUCUCGCAGCUCAAGUAUGUGUUUGGCAUCAAACUGAACAGUCACUCUGGGCCACUGUCUGUUAUCUAUACAGUGCUGGAGGUCUGCGCCAAGCUGCCCGAGACCGUGCCCGGCACCCUGGUCACGGCACUUGUAGCAGGAGUGGUGCUUGUGUUGGUGAAGCUGUUGAAUGAAAAGUUGAAGCGCUAUCUGCCCCUGCCCAUACCCGGGGAACUACUCACGCUCAUUGGGGCAACUGGUAUUUCCUUCGGUGCAAAACUCCGUGAAAGAUUCCAGGUAGACGUGGUAGGCAACAUCACCACAGGGCUGAUACCCCCGGUGCCACCCAAAACAGAGUUGUUUGCCACACUCGUGGGAAAUGCCUUUGCCAUUGCUGUGGUUGGCUUCGCCAUCGCCAUCUCGCUUGGGAAUAUUUUUGCCCUGAGGCAUGGCUACCGCGUGGACAGUAACCAGGAGCUGGUGGCCCUUGGCCUCAGCAACUUCAUUGGCAGCUUCUUCCAGUGUUUCCCCGUGAGCUGCUCCAUGUCUCGGAGCCUGGUACAGGAGGGUACCGGGGGCAACACACAGGUUGCCGGAGCCGUAUCCUCCCUUUUCAUCCUCCUCAUUAUCGUCAAACUCGGGGAACUCUUCCGAGACCUGCCCAAGGCCGUCCUGGCAGCUGUUAUUAUUGUGAAUCUAAAGGGCAUGAUGAAGCAGUUCUCUGACAUCUGCUCUCUUUGGAAGGCAAAUCGAGUGGACCUGCUAAUCUGGCUGGUGACCUUUGUGGCUACCAUCCUGCUGAACCUGGAUAUUGGCCUGGCGGUUUCCAUAGUAUUCUCCCUGCUGCUCGUGGUGAUCCGAAUGCAGCUGCCCCAUUACUCUAUCCUGGGGCAGGUGCCAGAUACGGAUAUUUAUAGAGACGUGGCAGAAUACUCAGGGGCCAAGGAGGUCCCUGGUGUGAAGGUCUUUCGCUCCUCAGCCACCAUUUACUUUGCCAAUGCUGAGCUCUACUGUGACUCACUGAAACAGAAGUGUGGUGUGGACGUGGACCACCUCAUCUCCCAGAAAAAGAAACGAAUCAAAAAGCAGGAGAUGAAGAUGAAGCGAAUGAAGAAAGCCAAGAAGUCCCAGAAGCAGAUCACCUCAGUUUCAGUGAACAUCAACACCGGCUUCGAAGACAUCAAAAGCAAUGACGUGGAGGGUUCCGAGGCCAAGGUGCACCAAAGGGAGGCGCUGGAGGAUGCAGUCACCAGCAGUCAAGAAGAUGUCAAGGCCCCAACCGUGAACACACUGAAGUCCCUGGGCCUACCCCAGCCAGACUUCCAUAGCCUCAUCCUGGACCUGAGCACUCUCUCCUUUGUGGACACCGUGUGCAUUAAGACCCUGAAGAAUAUUUUCCAUGACUUCCGGGAGAUCGAGGUGGAAGUGUACAUCGCUGCCUGUUACAGUCCUGUGGUCGCCCAGCUUGAGGCUGGACACUUCUUUGAUGACUCUAUCACUAAGCAGCAUCUUUUUGCCUCUGUCCAUGACGCUGUGACCUUUGCCCUCCACCACCGGAAGCCUGGCCCUAAGAGCCCUGUUUUGGCCACCCAACUGUGACUUUGCUGCUGGAGACUGCCUACCUCUAGAGGUUGUGACAGGUCACCCUCACGAAACUCCUGCCUCUGGGUCACCUCCAGGUGCCGCCCAGGACUCCGGUCCAUGUCCAUGCACACAUAGCCCAUGGACUCCCUGAGUUCCGUGCUGCAGGCCUGGGGCAGGGUAUUGCAGCCAGGCUGGCCUUGGCUGGGUGCUGGGAGGGAGCUGAUGUGGGAAUAAAUGUGUCUGUCCAACUUCA
This is a messenger RNA of Arvicola amphibius (Eurasian water vole), 3841 nucleotides long. It is a transcript of the gene Slc26a6, whose product is annotated as solute carrier family 26 member 6. Gene Ontology annotation, molecular function: bicarbonate transmembrane transporter activity; chloride transmembrane transporter activity; secondary active sulfate transmembrane transporter activity. Bases 1411 to 3603 code for a protein of 730 amino acids. Gene Ontology annotation, biological process: transmembrane transport. Lineage: Eukaryota; Metazoa; Chordata; Mammalia; Rodentia; Cricetidae. The transcript has 21 exons. The record is from RefSeq and is a predicted model, not a curated record. Gene Ontology annotation, cellular component: membrane.